Messenger RNA from Pseudoliparis swirei, 810 nucleotides. RefSeq names its product insulin-like growth factor-binding protein 5. Gene Ontology annotation, molecular function: insulin-like growth factor I binding; insulin-like growth factor II binding; fibronectin binding. Lineage: Eukaryota; Metazoa; Chordata; Actinopteri; Perciformes; Liparidae. Gene Ontology annotation, biological process: regulation of insulin-like growth factor receptor signaling pathway. Gene Ontology annotation, cellular component: extracellular region. The record is from RefSeq and is a predicted model, not a curated record. Bases 203 to 808 code for a protein of 201 amino acids. The transcript is spliced from 4 exons.
UCUCCAUUUGUCUCCUCUGGCACUGCAGGGGACUCAACCGGCAAAGCACCAAGGAAAGCCACUGUAUAGAAACGGGAAGAAGACUGAGGAAAGGGGAGAAAAAAGGAAAAGAGAGUGAGGGAGAAAUAUACAUCCAGAAAUAGCAUCAGCCCCAUUUAACUGAGAGAGUGACAGAGUGGAGAACCUGAGACCUGAACAGAAAAUGCCAAUCCUUUCUAACUUAACAACCGUUGUUUUGUUGCUGAUUGCUCACUCCGGAUCAUGGACUGGGGCAAACCGCUUGGGCCCCUUCAAGGUCUGUCCCUCCUGCAGGGAUCCACUGGGGGCAGGUCGGCCUCCCAGGAACCAUAAUGUUGCCGGCAGCACGUCAGUCUUGGCCCAGGGAGAGCCCUGUGGUGUGUACACCCUGAGCUGUGCCAAGGGGCUCCGCUGUGUUCCCCCACCAAGGGAACACAGCCCCCUCCAGGCUCUGUUGCAGGGAAGGGGCAUUUGCGCCAAGCACAGCAGGACUAGUCCCACUGAGAGGCCCCACCCCACAGGUCCCCAUCCCUCACACAGUGGUGACAUUGAAAAAGCACCCUGCCGCAAGCUGCUCAAUAGUGUCCUGAGGGGUCUCGAGCUGACAAUCUUCCAGUCUGACCGUGACAUCUAUAUACCCAACUGUGACACUCGUGGCUUCUACAGGAAAAAGCAGUGCCGCUCCUCCAAGGGCAUGCAACGUGGCCACUGCUGGUGCGUGGAUGAACUCGGCACGCCAGUGCCCUCACGUGCCAGCGAAGAUGGCACUUUACCAUGCGAUGGGCAGUGAGG